Molecule: messenger RNA, 3894 nt
Organism: Helicoverpa zea (corn earworm)
Lineage: Eukaryota; Metazoa; Arthropoda; Insecta; Lepidoptera; Noctuidae
Exons: 6
Coding region: 186-1289 (367 amino acids)
Source: RefSeq, a predicted model, not a curated record
GUCUUCGCACCACGCUGAGCUUCCGACACUAGUGGUUUUCGCGCGCUUUUCGCGAACACUUGCCUUUGUCGGUUUAGGCUACGGCGUACGCCGAUAGUUUCAGUGACUUCAGAUCAAGCGCGUUCUUGUGACUUUUUUUUCAAUAAAGUGAUUUUCUACUCUUUAAUACGAAUGUUUGCUUCAAGAUGUCAGUUGUGUUUAUUCUUCUAAUUUUUAAUAUUAUUGGAUCACUGAGAGCCCGCCAGCCGGACAUAGACAUCAACAGAAUAAAACUUUUACCGAAAGAAGGAUUUCACAGUCGACCUACAAAUUAUCACAACCUACCAGCAAAUUAUCACAGUCGUCGUUCGAUAAUAACCGAUCACUACCGAAGAAAUGAUUAUGACAAUUAUAGCAGCCGGUUCACCGAGUUACGGCCGCCGCUGCACAUUCGGUACGAUGCCCCACCACUUACCGAAGAGAAGACGGGUAAAAUAUACCAACCAAGAGAAGACCCGCGGCUCUUCUAUCAGUCUGAUGCAUAUAUUAAAGAAACUAAUCGGAAGAACUUGAACAAUGAAGUGUCGUCCGUCUACAUAGGACGUGGAGUCGUGCGAGCAGGCGAAGUAAGCCGCAGACGAUCGCUGCCAAUUCGUUUGAGAGAUAAUGAGUCUAACAACAUCAAUGAAGAUAUCUGCGUGCGAUGCCCCCCUGACAGAACAUUAAUUACCAGGCCAGGUGCUGAUCGUGCCAAGUUACAAUAUCCUCGGAUAUUCUCAUGUUCGGGAAGGAAAGCUUCGAGGCACGUACGUUUCGUUCACAUGUUCGGGCCUAAAUUCGGCUCUCUACUGAAAGAGGGCUCCCACAUGGUUGUCGGUCGAAUCAUGCAUAAAGACGAAAUUCUCCAAACAUGCAAAAUGCAGAUACAUGUCUUGGUACAGACUUGUGUCGUGCCCAAAUAUUUAGUGCCACAUUGCGAUGCUGAAAAUAAAGCUUGCAACUUUACGUGCCGAGACCCGAAAGCUGAAAUGCGAGGACAAAGAACACUGACAUGUGGUGACGACAUGAAGUGGUCAGGACACUUGCCUGCUUGUAAUGCUCGUUCGUGGUGUCGCCCUCCGCCUCCCCCCGAGCACGGGAGAGUCAGCUGCAAGGGCGUGACGUCACCAAACGGCUGGGGGCUCAACGAAGGCUCCAGCUGCCGAGUGAGAUGCGCUCGCGGAUGGAAAUGGAGCUCUCGGUCUAUGGCCGUGUGUAGGCGCGGCUCUUGGACUUACGAUCUAGGAUGUCUGCCGAAGCGGACCAAAUAAUCGUGUACCUAGCCAUACUUUUAACUGGAAGAGGGAAAUUCUUAUAUAAGUACUACGGUUAUUCUAUUUUUUACUUACCUAAGUCAAAAUCCGAUAUGCGGCGUGAUCUUAUCAAUCGCGGUAAUAACAUACCUCACAGUUUUUUUGAUUUUCUUGUUUAACUCUGAAAAUAAAGUUGAAUUUUCCGCUACCAGUUGAAGCAUCACUUAAUUGUGAUAAUUAUGUAUAAGUAAUAAUAGUAGAUAAUAGUAUGAAUUACUUAGGUAGUUAAGGUACUUUCUUUACGACGUUUGUAAUCUUACUCAACAGUUGGUAUCGUUGAUUGCUGUGUCGAGAUCGAAAAUGCUGAAUGAAAGUGCUGUAAGGUAUAUUUGCCUAGCAUCAGCAUCGGAGACAGCCAGUUGAUCAGCUGGUUCAUACUCUGCAUAAUGUCUCCGUAAAAACAGAUAGUUGUCCAACAGUCAUUACUUCUGCCUGUGACUACAGUUGAGUGGUGGGAAAAUCCACCGGUAACGGCAACAAUUUGGCCAUCAUUGCCAAAAAGGUGGACAGGAAUAUUCAUAAUAUGUGGGUUAUUCACCAACUGGACACAAGGGACUGGAUACACGUGUGUCCAGUUGGUCAAGGCUGAUUGAAUUUCCUUCAUAUGGUAGUACCGACAUAGUCUAUCCUGUCUAUCUAGUCUAUCCAAAGGCUAUCCAGUUGUAGUUCAUAUUAUUGCCGAAACUGAGGACUGACAGCUCCGAGAGAAGAACAUAACAGCUCGUCGAUGCACAUGCAUAUGUGAGCCACAUUGUUACGAUUGUUAGAAGCAGCUUCAGAACUGUUUAAAAGGAGAUAUUCAUAUUUAAACAGUGCUAAAAACGUCAUUGCAUUUAAGCUUGAAAAAUACUUUUCAUGAAAUCGAGGCGAUUUUCAACCUGACUGUUGUGGCCAGUUGGCGAACAUAUAAAAGUGAUAUAAUUUAAGUUUUACCAAGUAGAAAGCAAUGAAAAUCUUGGCGUGUCCAGAUGACUAAAUAAUAAGUGAUACUAAUUUUGAGUGUCACCAACUGGACACACGUGUGUCCGGUCUCUUGUGUGCAGUUAGUGAAUAACCCUAAUAUGUGACACAAACGAUAAUAUUAUCCCGAAUCGGGAAACCCGAAUACGUUACAGUAGAUAUAUAUAAUAGAUAAGAGAGUCUUGCACAGUUCAUUGUAUUAUCGGAUCCCGCCGUAACGAGACCUUCUUAGUACCUACAUAUAUCGUGUGCGUAGAUUGGAACAUUUGUGUGUAAUUGUAAAAAUGAAGAACAAAUUAAUUUUCAUCGGAAUUAUUUGUAUGAUUGCUACGGCAACAUCAACGGAUUGUCCCUCAACGAAAAUUUCAUUCGUGAUAAAACAGGGCCAGUGUUAUAAUUACGAAAGUGGUACCGUUAGUCACAGCACUUCUAUUGUGAAUGAUCCGUACAAGAUAAAUCUCUUUAUGGACAAUUUAUUACCUUUUUGUGAAACCGACAUUUGCGGAGAUGGUCGACAUCAUUUAUUUUGUACAACAUCCGGGUCUAGCAGCGGUGAUUGUAUUUCUGGCAAUGCAAUCGAAAACUUUGAAAGGAUAUAUGCCGGCCGGGUGGACAGCGUGGCUAUAAAAUACAACGAAUUGACGGUUAUUCCUGCACUUGUACGUGAACUCAUAGAUGGAUUUACAUCUGAAGAUCGUUCGAUAAAGCUAUCUGAGCAUCGUGAUCACAAGGGUGAAAGCUUGACGAUACAUACGAAGAAAGGACAAUGUAUAAAUCUACCUACAGAAUGGCAGAUGCGAGUGUCGUCGUAUGGAUCGAAAAAACAAGCAAGAUUUUAUACCGGAGAAAAUUGCACUGGUCAUUCAGUUGUUGCCUGUCGUGAAUUUGCGAACACUGGUUUUUGGGAGGAUUUAGACAAUUUAUGGGGACUGUUAUGCUCCACAGAUCGUAUGAAUGACAAUACUCGAUCAUUCAAGUUUGAAUAAAAAUGAGUGUGUAUAAUGCAUUUUUCUAUUAAAUUACACAUGUACUUUUGUUACACCAUAUGUAAACCACGUCACUAGGCAGACAAGGAACUCUUGUGCAGCUUAGCUAUGUAUCAAACAAUGCAAUAAAUACCUAAAUCAUCAUCGAAUUAAAGUUGUGGCUCUUGGACUUACAAUCUAGUACCCUAGUACGUCUGUCGAAGCGGACCAUAUAGUUGUGUAUCUAUCCAUACUUAAAACUGGAAGCGGAAAACUAAUAGUUUUUUUGAUCAUCAAAAGUGUUUUUUCGAUGUUUUACUUAUUUGCCGCGUGAUCUUAUUGAUUGCGGUGAUAAUAUAGCUCAAAGUAUUUUUGAUGUCCUUGUUUAACUCAUCAAAAAUAUUUUAAUGUAAAUUUCCCUUUACCAGUUGCAGCAUCACUUAAUAGUUGUAAUUACUUAUUAUAAGAAACAAUAAUAUAAAUUACUUAGGUGUCUCUCCACUGAUAUUCUGUUCAUAAAUAGGUAAGUCUCUAUAACAAAUAAACUUUAAUUUAAGAAUGAUCUGCAUGAUAUCGAUAAAUAAGUACAAUUAACAUAACAAAAUCUAUUUCAUAUUGCAAUAAACAUAUCCAUUGUU